AUGCAUAAUUACCUCUUUCGCUGCUUCAUAAUCUCCGCCGUGAUGGUGGCGGCUCUGCUCAUCCCCGCCGUUAACGCUGGAGAAAACGAGUUCAGCUGGAUGGGUGUAAAACCACAGUGCAGUGGAUCACUAGCAGAUUGCAUCGACGGAGGUGAAUUUGAAAUGGAUUCUGAAAUCAAUCGGCGCAUUCUAGCAACCACCAAGUACAUUAGCUAUGGCGCUCUGCAAGCCAAUAAUGUGCCGUGCUCGAGGAGAGGCGCGUCGUACUACAACUGCCGUCCAGGUGCUGAAGCUAACCCCUAUAACCGGGGUUGCUCCGCCGUCACGCAGUGCCGGAGUUAG
Molecule: messenger RNA, 342 nt
Organism: Fraxinus pennsylvanica
Lineage: Eukaryota; Viridiplantae; Streptophyta; Magnoliopsida; Lamiales; Oleaceae
Source: the annotation of a GenBank genome assembly